Molecule: messenger RNA, 8283 nt
Organism: Symbiodinium sp. CCMP2592
Lineage: Eukaryota; Dinophyceae; Suessiales; Symbiodiniaceae
Source: the annotation of a GenBank genome assembly
AUGGCUAGUGGAUCGCUGGCAUAUCGACCACACCAGGAUCUGGACACAGACCUGACGAAGUUUGGCUUCCUAGUCUAUGCCGGAACCGUUCGUGACUUUCACGAGUGGGAGUUCCGAGCUAUGACAAGGUGGAAGCAGACCAAGGUUGAGGAUAGAUCCGACCUUGCGUCCAAGUUCCUCGACUCCUUAAGGAGCGAGGCAUACAUUGUCGCAGAGGAUUUGGGUACCGACGUUCUGUUCUCGAGUCAAAACAUCCCCAAGGUGAUCGAGGCAGUUAGAGAACGCCUGUUCCCUCUGGCGGAACAAGAGACGAAAGAACUUUAUCGGUUAGGGACCCAAGUCGGCGGCAUGUUGUCACGACAGCCGGGAGAGCCGAUGAUCUCCUACAUCGACCGCCGCAAGCGGUGGCUACGCAAGCUUCAGCAAUUAGACAAGGCCCUUCACAUAAGUGAAGCGGUGCUGACAGAUCUGUUGCUGGAUAACAGCGGGCUCACCCGGCAAGAGCGACUCAUGGUGCUGACCUCGAUGUCAGGCAGCACAGCGACGAAGGAUGCUGAAGCAUCGCUGAUUCGCAUGCAUAAUCGUAUCCAUACGUUGGAACGAAAGCAGCCAUCCGCCAAAGGCGGAACUGGCAAAGGAAAAGGUUUUCCCAGGAAGGGAGACCGAGGAAAAGGUAAAGGAUACGGCAAGAGAUCCCAGAAAGGGACUGCUUACACGUACCUUUCGGCCGUAGAAGACCUCUUCGAGUACCCUGACGCCGACGAAGACGACGACGGAACAGCCUACCUGGCAGGCCAAGAGGGCCAGGACGGCCUAGACGGUGAAGGGCAGGACUGGGCGUAUCACGGAGAAGAACUCCCCGUGUACGACAGAGAAGAAGACACCGCGUGUGUUGCCCAGUCGGCCGACGCUUCCCUAAGGGACGUCGAGCUUGAUGUCUUCACCGCCUUUAUAAGCGCUGGGUUCGACGAGGAAGACAAAGAGGCUUUGGCGUUUCUCGCAGACACCGUGCAGUGCGAGACCGUUGCCUUUAUGGCGCGGGCCAAGGCUAAGGGUAAAGGAAAGUCUGUGAUGCAGAGGAGUGCACAUGGAUAUCGGCCGCGAUCUACCGGUCUCACUGUUGAAGACAGGAGACGGAAGCUCCAUGAGAUUAAACUCAGGAGCACAUGCAAAACGUGUGGCAGAAAGGGCCACUGGGCUGGUGACAAGGAAUGCCCAGGCCCAGGAAAAGGAGCAGGAAAGCCUGCAGUGGCACACCUUGCCCAUGUUAGGCGUGUGAUGGAUAAGUCCACACAGACCUGCGACUUUAGCGCUAGCCCCAGGGAGAGCGACAGCGAGAGUCAUAGCUUUGACCCAGAGCCAACAGCGAACUACGUUAGCUUGGGUCAGGACUCUGAGACGGAGCCUGCGGCGUACAUGGGUUUCUUCGACAAGACCGACUUUGAAGAGUCUGACGAAGAGCUCCUGGACGACUUUGCGUCGCAAGGCGCCCCCUCCACGGAAUGGGAUACUAUACAGUACCCUGAUGGCAGCGACCAGGUGUUUCGGUUCGGGAUGCACAGGGGUAGCACCUACCUUGAGGUUUUGCAGAACCACCCCGAUUACUACCAUUGGGGUCUCAAGGAGAAAGAGCCGAGCACCAUGCUAGAAGCAUGGCUUGUCUGGGUGUAUUGCAACUUUGAGGUUCCACCGGUUGGCGGUGGAAGGGCUACACUCAGGGCAGUUACGUUGCCGGUGGAGGCCGACUCGCUGCAGAAGGCUAGGAAAGAGGUGACCCUUGAGAAGGAAAUCCCGCAGAAGCUCUUUAAGGAGCAGAAGGGACUCGCCGAGCAGGUGCAGCAGUCUCCACUCAAGGUGCAGAACCUCACGAGGAGACAGCUGGAGGAGUACAACUUUACGAAGUUUGAGGCAGGUGAGGUGGUUAAGAAGUUCUUCAAGCACAUGGACAAGUUUUUGUUGAAAGUUGACCAAGUCAGUUCAACCGAGUUGUCUAGUUGCCUUGAGGAUGCGAUGGACCAGGUUGUAGAGCGGAGUGCACAGCCUCGUGAGCAAGCGUCGCCCGCCGCCGCAGCAGCAGCUGGCCCGAGAGAGAGAGGCGCAGCUGUUAGAGACGCCAUGGCGGCGUCGCCUCCCAGCGGGAAGGGCUGGGGAAGCCGAGAGAAGUUCGCCGGCGUGGCGACGGCGGAAAAGAAAGGUGAUCCUGGAGAGGACACCAAGCUGACGCUCACCGCUCUGGUGGGGCAGCUGCAGAAGGAUGAUCUCGAAGGAGACAUCAGCCCGAAGAGCGUGCAGAGCUCAGACAGUGAGCCUGCACCCCUGGACGAGGAGAUUGCUGAGCCGCAACUCCAGCUCGUGGAUCCCUUAGAGGACCACGAAAACGUCUGGGUGAUGCUGGACGAGGGCUGCAACCAGACGUGCCACGGGACGAAAUGGAGGGCUCACUCCUCAAAGGUCCUGGCAAAGUUUGGGUUGCAGUUCACCAGCGUGCGCUCGAGCGGCACGAGCUUCAAGGGCGUUGGAGCGGCUCGAGCGACGGGCAAGUUCGCAAUGCCGUUCGCCCUCCGCAUCAUGCCGGAGAGCGGAGGCCUUCGCCGGAGCACCCGUCUGCAAGGAGAGCUCUCCAGCGUGGAGCUGGACUGCCUCCUGUCCUUGCAGGAUCAGGUUCAGCUUGGCCUGAUCAAGGACCUGAGGCGCGGCGAGUGCCGAAUCUCGGGGUACUCCGGGACACUGCAGUUGGCGAGGCACUCAAAGACCGGCCUCCUCCUCCUGUGCGUGAGCAGGCACAGAAAGUUUGCAGUGAAUCCGGAGGUGAUCCCUAAGAGGACAUCCAAGAAGGAGAAGAACACUUUCUCGAUCCCUUUGAGGGACGGGACGUCACGCAAGAAAGAACCCUUGAUCCCUUCAGGGGACAAGGACAGCACGGCGUACAUGCUGUCCGAGAUGGUGAAGGAGACCGAAGGGCAGCGGAAGAACGUUUUGGUGGUCACGUUGGGCUUGGAGAAGCUAGAGACCUGCCAACGUGGGCGCGGCACCUACCGUGGACUCACGGAACUUUUCCGGGGUAUGCGGAAGGGGCAGUCGCACGAGUUCUCGCUGAACAACGAGGCCCACGAGGACACGCUUCUGGAAAGCCUGCGCCAGAACUUUGAGUUGUUCCGGGACUACGCCACGGAACAGAUCCUUUUUCUGGACUGCCGGCACAUGAACGACCCGGGCAAGGACAAGUUCCUCAGGGACCACUUAGGCACGUACCCCAAGAACGUGCAAGCCAUGGUUUUGGACCCGAAGACGAAUGGAAAAUGGGUGGCGUUCAUGAAGGAGGUCGUGCCGGCCGUGCACAAGUUCAUCCAGGAGAACGAGCAGUGCGUGAUUUUUAUGUUUUGCAAAUCGGGCAGACACAGGUCUGUCUCGAAUGCAAAGAUCAUGUACGAUCUCAUAAAGGAGACGUAUGAAGUGGAAGCGAGUCUACUUCACCUUUGCGACGGCUACAACUGGCGAUAUCUAUGCGGUGGUUGCGCGGAGUGCAACUGGGAGUCCAAGGAGGCUCGAAGCACCGCAGAGAAGGUGAUGGACUUCGCGAGGGAGCGCUGGUUCGAAUUCGUGCCCAAGGUGUGGGUGCGAAAGGAUGGCCAGCGCCGCCUAGGCGACGAUGGCGUCGUGGUGGAAGAGCCGAUCCCUUCGGGGACAGCUCAGGCAGCGGGCGCGGGAUCAAGCAGUGACCCGCCGCAGCCUGACUCGGCUGUCAAGCAAGAGGCCGCUCAAGGCGAGCAGCCCGGAGAUGAGGACCACGACGAGGACGACACCGCUGGGGCAGCCGAGGCCAGUGCCAGCUCGAAGGCACCGGCGCAGCCUUUCACGGUGGAGACCCCAGACGGAGUGUCGGUGCCAGUCCACGACUUGCGCCCCGAGCUGGAAGGAUUAGAUGACAAUCACUAUACGCUCGUCGCCAAGUACGUGGACCACACCUCGCUCACCUGCGCCGUUGCCGCGAAGUACUUAGACUACGAGGCGGCGAGGGCACUUUUGUCGUCGCUGGUGGCUGACGUCCGAUCCGGAAAGCGGACGGAGAAAGAGUGGGACACUGACCUGGAGCUGGCGAACCGAAGCCUGGACCAGGCGAUCUCCAAGGCCGCGGCACAACCUGGCGCAACCACAGCUGGCGUGGGACACGAGGGAGCCGGACCACCGGUUCGUGUGUCCUACAGGGCACACGCUGUAAACUCCUGGGAUAAGGUCCCGACGGAGUUGCAGCGCUACCGCAAGCACGUGGCGAUCCAAUGGACGCCCGAUGGGCCAGGGGAGUGGCGCGAGACCAACGUGGCCGCCCACUCAUGGGUUUACUUCGGCGACCGUUGGGACCAGCACCCGCGCCACAUGUUGGUGUUCUUGGUCCCGCCACGCGGUGGCAGUGCCUUCUACGUUGGAGGCAUGCUUCCGGAUCUCAUGGCUUCUGACCUGAAGGUGAUGAAAAAGGAGACCGGAAAGAUGUUUGAGGAUUCUUGCAAGAACCUCAACACGCACGACGACCUGCUGAUGCAGGCCUUGGGGCUUCCGUCAGUGGCGAUCACGGGCGAUCCGCCCACGAUCUUUGCCCUGGCGAGCUCGGAGUUCCAGCCCGGAUCCCUUGAGAGGACCGGCGCUAAGGUGAUCGUGCGACACCCUGGCUACCGUAUGAUCCUUCUGGAGGACAUCGGUUGGCAAAAGCAAAUCUCUAAGGAGAUUGCUAAGAUCCGUCCCGACCUCCUGCUCCUGGUGUACAGUUUGGAAGACCAGGUAGGUCUCACCCCGCAGGUACAGACCUGGCUCCAGUCCCUCUCCGCGUACACAAAAGAAGCGAUAGGUGAAGUCAUGUCUAGUUGGGCGAACUGUGACCAUGACAUACACUACUCACCUGUGAGCAUCGACACAGUAGGCACGCAAGUUGGUUUUGCCGAAACCUUGUUGCUUGUGUUGCGAGAGGGCUGUGUAGAGGACCACGUUGCUGAAGCGUUUCCUGUUGAGGCAAGGCAGGAUGAGGUCGAGCAAUCUGGUACUCUAGAUGCUAUAGUGGAUCUUAGAGACAACAGGACCACUUUUAUGGAUGAUCUGGAACUCGCCGAAGAAGCAGACAUCUUAGACACGUUGCCUCUAGCAGGGUUUCCGAAGGAAGAGUCUGAAAGGAGGAAGGCGUGGUCUAAGGUGCCAAGGCGUGUUCGCUUGGGGAUCAGGAGAUUGCACACCAUGAUGAACCACAAGCCUAAGGAGGUGCUAGUGCAGGAACUCCGUGGGGCAGGUGCUUCUGAAGAGUUGGUGAAUGCAGCUAAGAUCUUCAAGUGUGAGUCUUGCAGGGUUAGCGAAGAGAAGGUUCGCACACACCCUGUGUCAGCUCCACCACCUUACGAGUUCAACCACACAGUUUCGGUGGACGUGCUGGAGACUGCAGACUCAACAGGCGCAAAGUUUAGCUGGCUGAACAUUAUAGAUGUCGGCACAAGCUAUCAAGUUGUGACCUUGGUCCGCGUUGGUGGCGGACAGCCGAGCUCAGCCAAGUGCUUGCAGAAGUUCAUGCAGCACUGGGUUUCCCCUUUUGGGUGGCCAAAGGUGGUUUCCCACGACCGUGGUUUACACAACCGGGGCGCUUUCGCUCACGGCUUGGGUAGCCAUGGAGUCCAGAUCCGCCAAGCCGGACUGGAAUCGCCUGAGCACAUAGGAAAGUGCGAAAGGCAUGGAGGCAUCAUAAAGCGAGCCUUCAAGCGUUUGGUCAAGGACCACAACGUUGUGGGCAAAGAUGAUGUCAAGGUGGCGAUGCUCGAGGCGCAGGUCGCAAAGAACGAGUUCAUGCGUGUUGGAGGCUUCAGCCCCACCCAGUGGGUGCUUGGACGCCUGCCCAGAGGAGUGGGCCACGUUUUGGACGAGGAAGAGCUAGGACAGCUUGGAGUCUUGUCGGGCAGGUUAGAUGCCACGACUGCGUUCGGCCGCCAGGCCGAAUUCCGCCACACUGCCAGAAAGGCAUUCGUCCAUGAGGACUGCAGUCGCAGGGUACGAAAGACCGUUUUGCGAAAAGCGGCUCCCCUGCCGGGGAAAUACCAAGCUGGCGACCUAGUUUGCUAUAGGAUCGCGCGAGAUGAGCACUCAGGUGUCAGUACGUGGUCGACUGUUAGUAAAAUAAUCGGCUUCGAUAACAAAACAGUCUGGGUGGUGCAUCAGGGCGUACCUGUGGCGACCAGCUUGGCACGAGUCAGACCGUGCACAUCGGCUGAGGUUCUAGCGUUCCAAGUGUUGAACCGUGGCAACAUACAGUACGAGCACGCGGAGGUUGAACGCGAGCAACAAAGGUACAUUGAUGCCACCGGGGAUGAUCUAGUACUAGACAACCCAGAAGAGCCACCGGACGGAGGAAUUGGAAUAGGUUCUCCGAUCCAAGUGGAUACAGAAGCAGAUCCUCCAGAGACUGCGGCCGCUGCUCCAGAACGAGCUGUUCGAAGGAGAGUUGGAGCAACACGUGAAGAGUCACGGGCCGUGACUGUGGAGGAGCCGGAGGACGAGCAGGUGGACCCUCCAGGAGGGAUCCAAGAGCCGAUGGCUGAGGACACGGCGGUGGACGCCGAUGGUGAGGCCGAGGAAAGAACCGUUUGGAACUCACUCCCCGGGGAGAAGGAGUACGAGGCCUUACGGGUUUUCUUCGCAGACCGCGUCGAGGACGACAAGAAAGUGACGCAGUGGCGCAAGCGCCGCAAGAACUUUACGUCCAAGAAGCAGAAGGAGAAGCACGGGAAGAUCCUAAUGUACCACAAAUGCCCUGAAGAUGUCCAGAAGGAACUGGACAAGAGCAGAGCCAAAGAGUGGGCAAAGUGGCAGGACUUCAGUGCUGCGAUCAUUCUUGAUGACGCCCAGUAUGACGAGUUGAUCCGUGAAGGACAUCAAGUCAUACCUACCCAAUGGGUAGAGCUGGACAAGAACCACAACAAGAGGUUACUUGAUCCUACCGUGGAGGCCAACUACAAGAGUAGGUUGGUUGUUCGGGGUGAUCUUGAGAAGGGUGUCAAGAUUAAAUCCCUGGACGUGACUAACGCCUACUUUCAAGGACUUCGCGAGAACCGCAUCUACCGCGCUUUGUACAGUUACACAGAUGCCGAUGGGGUUGUACAGUUGCUCUUGACGUCCCACGUAGACGAUCUAUUGUGGGCUUGUGAUCCGUCAUGCGAUUGGAUCAUGAACGAUCUCAUUGAGACGUUCAAGUGUGGGAAGGUUGAGACCGGGAGCUUCAGGUACUGCGGGAAGGAGAUAAGCCAAGACGAGGAUUUCAAUAUCCAUGUGACCUGCAGCGAAACAACGAGGAACGUGAACAAGAUUCACGUUGACAAGAGGAGGCACCCGGGAGAUCCCUUAACGGACUCUGACAAGACGCAGAUGAAGAGCUUCGCUGGGUCCCUUGCUUGGGUUUGCAGACAAUGCCGACCCGACUUAAGCUAUAGGGUAUCCAAGAUCCAGUCGGCUUCUAGCAAUGGUACCGUCGCUGACAUCAGAGAUGCCAACAAAGCGGUCGAGUACGCUAUUAGCACCUACGACAGAGGACUUGUUUUCAAGUCUGGGCUGUUGGACUGGAAGACACCAGGUGCUCUUUUGAGCCUGGUGAUUACGGACGCUUCUCACGCGAAUGAGUCCGAAGAGAUGAUCAUAAACGAGAUGACAUCUGUGGAAGGACACCGGAGCCAAGGUGCAAGGAUGGUGUUUCUUACAGACGGCGCCCUGUGGAAAGGGAACAAGGGUAGCAUUCAUCCCAUCUUGUGGGCGAGCAACCUCGUUCGGAGGGUAUGUCGCUCCACCAUACAGGCAGAGGCCUACACACUUCAGGCAGGUGUGGAGGACGGUGACGUGCUGAGAGCAGCAGUCACUGACAUCUUCGGAUGCCUCGAUAUGAAAAGGUGGGAGGCUACGUCGGCCAAGUUUGUGAAACAGAUCUGGAUGACAGACUGUAAGAGUCUGGAGCUGACGCUUUCGAAUCCGAAAUGCAAUAAGCAUUCGGACAAGAGAUUGAGCAUCGAGAUCAAAGCAGGAGAUCCGUUUUACGACGACUACAAGCCAGCGGAUGAUCAGUUAACUGACAUCGUCAGAUGGAUAGACACUGACGUGAUGAUCGCUGAUCCGUUGACGAAGGUCAUGGAGCCGGUCAAGUUGGUUGAAGCCCUGAAGACCAACACACUCGACGUAGAGCAGCCGCUCGAGAGUGUCGUUAAGAAGCGCGCCAAGCAGCUUCAGAGGAGGUCGACGAAGAAGGAAGAGGACAACGAGCAAGACCGUUGA